GCCUCGAAAGUCUGCUUCACUCACUGUCCUGGCUGGCACUAGCUGUAAUCCCGUUCACGAUGUACAGACGGUGGAAUCCACAUACUAAACCUCCAUCUGAUUUUGCAGUACAAGGGAAAUGUGUGAAACAUCCCAGAAGUAGUGUGGUUUACACUGCAAGCUUUGGAAAAUAAUUGUAGAGAGGCCUGUUCAUCACGGGAAUUAAUUGUGUCUCUUUCCAGGGCUGGGAAAGAAAUCCAGAGUUGUGACUCAGGAAGAGACUUCGGAAGGAAGAAACCCUGAAUAUCUUUAAAGUGCCUUUCUGCAGUCAUCCAGGAGUGUUCAGCGCCAGAACUGAAAUUCAGAGGAGUGUGAAUGUACGACCUAUUGGAUGUGAACUCCUUCUUCUAAAGCAGACUUGCAAUACCCUAAUCUCUCGCUUGCCUGGGAGACCCUUCAGCGUUCCUGUAACUACGUCUCAUCCUGGGCUUGGAGGGCGCCUCCUGACUUGAGAUCUGAACCAUGUCCCACCCAUCAUGGCUGCCGCCAAAGAACACCAACGAACCCGUCGGACACGUCACUGCGAGAAUGGAGACCACGCACGCUUUUGGGACCCCCAGCAUCUCUGUGUCCACGCAGCAGUCGCCAAAGAAAUUUGCACCAGUUGUUGCUCCAAAGCCAAAGUACAAUCCAUACAAACAGCCGGGGAGUGAUGAUUUCCCUCUGCCACCACCACCACCACCACUUCCUGGAGAUGAUCUCGGGAACCUCCCAGCGCCUCCUGGUGCCUUUCCCCCACCACCCUCUACAGAUGAGGCUGGUUUCAGUGUGCAGGUAAAUCCUGGUGAGAAGACGCUUGAAGAAAGACGAUCCAGUUUAGAUGCAGAAAUCGACUCCUUGACCAGCAUCCUGGCUGACUUGGAAAGCAGCUCCCCAUACAAGCCACGGACUCAACAGGGCUCUGGGUUCCCCACCGGCUCCCCAGUUACUUCUCCCCCGGGAUCUACUCCGGUUACUGGGCACAAGCGGAUGAUCAUUCCCAACCAGCCGCCUCUCACUGCCACCAAGAAAUCUACUGCCAAGGCACCGGUGCAACCUGCUGCCCCGCCCGCCCCAGUCCCAGUGACUCCUGUUGGUACACUAAAACCUCAGCCACAGCCAGUUCCAGCAUCUUAUAUCACCGCGUCCACUCCCACCCGACCGGCGUUCAACGUACAGGUGAAAACAGCCCAGCCCAGCCCUCACUUCCAGCCACCUGGCCCACCGCCCGUUCAGUACGGGCUGGGUCCAAGCCAAUCCUAUGCUCCUCAGCCAGCCCGGCCCCCGGGGCCAGCACAGUAUGUUCCAUCUCAGCCUCGUGGUCCUGAGUAUGGCUACGCUCCCCAGCCUGCACGUCCUUCAGAGCCUGCUUAUGGCUUUGCACCUUCACAGGGGCGGUAUCAAGAGCUUUACUACCCUGCAGGCCCUGGAUAUGGAGGAAGAAAUGGCUCGGAACCAUCCUAUGUGCCACAAAACACCUGGAAGCCCGAGCCAGCCUAUCCCACAGCUAACACCAUGGCCCAAAAUCCAGCUGGGCCGUACCAACCGCCCAGCACAAAGAAGACGUACAUUACGGAUCCGGUGUUAGCACCUCCUCCACCACCCAUGCAGCCAAAGAGUGGGUACCCUGCCUCUGGCUCGGCAUCAAAUGCUCCUUUGUUCAGACCUGAGGAUGAGCUGGAACAUCUGACCAAGAAGAUGCUGUACGACAUGGAGAAUCCGCCCUCUGAUGACUACUUCGGCCGCUGUUCCCGUUGCGGUGAGAACGUUGUCGGGGAAGGCACUGGCUGCACUGCCAUGGACCAAGUGUUCCAUGUGGAAUGUUUUACCUGCAUGACCUGUGGCAACAAGCUCAGAGGCCAGCCUUUCUACGCGGUGGAGAAGAAAGCGUAUUGUGAACCCUGCUACAUCAACACACUGGAGCAGUGCAGCGUCUGUGCCAAACCCAUCAUGGAGAGGAUCCUGCGCGCCACGGGGAAAGCCUACCACCCCCACUGCUUCACCUGUGUGAUGUGCCACCGCAGCCUGGAUGGCAUCCCCUUCACUGUGGAUGCCGGAGGGAACAUUCACUGCAUCGAGGAUUUCCACAAGAAAUUUGCACCGCGAUGUUCCGUGUGUAAGGAGCCUAUUAUGCCUGCCCCGGGUCAAGAGGAGACCAUACGCAUUGUGGCAUUAGAUCGUGACUUCCAUGUCCAGUGCUACCGGUGUGAGGACUGUGGUGGCCUCCUGUCUGAAGGGGACAAUCAGGGCUGUUACCCUCUGGAUGGACACAUCCUUUGCAAGACCUGCAACUCAGCUCGGAUCCAGGCACUCACCGCUAAGGCCAGCACUGACCUUUGAGCGUCUACCACCACACUCCCAUAUUUGCCUGUUGGGGGAAUUGCACAACCUUUCCAUUUAGCAUGACUCCUUUCCAGCCUAGGACCUAAUUCUCUAUUGAAAAAGUAAAGCUGGAAGGCCUUGGGACAAGCAGGCAGUUUCUAAGUUUAUCUCUAUUUGAUUCACAUCUCCUAAGAAGCACAUUAAAAUUGGGAUGAUUGGGCUCGAUUCUCUUCUUACUCUGGUGUGAGGGCCUGAUCCUACUCGCAUUGACAUCAGUGGGAAGCUAUAUAUUGCACAUGAUUCCAUAAUACUAGACUUACACCAGUGUAAAACCAGCAUGUAAGUGUAAGACCAGAAUCAGAGAAAUUGUUAUCACAAGAUAAACUAUACAAACAUUGGCCAUGAGACAUUGGGCCUUUAUAUAGGUAUUGUUUUAAAUCAUAGGGACACAGAU
Molecule: messenger RNA, 2794 nt
Organism: Terrapene triunguis (Three-toed box turtle)
Lineage: Eukaryota; Metazoa; Chordata; Testudines; Emydidae
Gene: LPP
Product: LIM domain containing preferred translocation partner in lipoma
Exons: 12
Coding region: 502-2358 (618 amino acids)
Biological process (GO): cell-cell adhesion
Cellular component (GO): focal adhesion; stress fiber
Source: RefSeq, a predicted model, not a curated record